This is a messenger RNA of Electrophorus electricus (electric eel), 1263 nucleotides long. NCBI's taxonomy places the organism in Eukaryota, Metazoa, Chordata, Actinopteri, Gymnotiformes, Gymnotidae. The record is from RefSeq and is a predicted model, not a curated record.
AUGAGGUAUCUGAUUCAAGGUGUUAGUUCAGCCAAAAUCUGGAAAAUGCUGCUCCAGCUUUUUCUCUUUGCCAUCACCACAAAUGUUGUUAGCAGCCAGCUAAUAGCGCCAUCAACAGCUAACUGUACUGGACACUUCAGACGGCCAGACUACAGUGACAUUACUGUGGACUGCGGCACCAAUUACAUAAGUCUAGCCAUACAGAUCUGUCCUGUCCUCUUUUCUGGCUUCAAUGAGUCACAGCUCAUCCUAAACAACAUUAUGAAUGACCAAAACUGCAUUGGCACUGUGGACAAUUCUGUCGCUCCUCCGGUGGUCCGAUAUACCUUCCCCAUUAAUAUUACCAAUGGCUGUGGCAGCACCCUUACGACCACCAACAGCGCAGGCACGGGAAUAUUCUCCGACUUCUCCAACAUCCAGACAGUAAACAUCAGUGGUGUGGUGCGAUCAUAUGACUCCACAAUAGGUGUCGUGACCUACAACACUGACCUGAAGUACUAUUACUCCUGUUCCUAUCCACUAGAAUACCUGAUCAACAACUCACGAAUUGAUGUGUCAUCUUCUGCCAUUGCAGUGAGGGACCGAAACGGCAGCUUCAUCAGCACCCUGAGUCUGAAGCUUUACAGUGAUCCAGGCUACACCACACCCCUGGUAAUUCCUGCUCAGGGCAUUGAACUGCGGACGACUGUUUAUGUGCUGGUCACAGCCACCAACCUCACUGCUCAGUAUUUUGUCCUGCUGGAUAGAUGCUAUGCUACUGUGGCCCGUUAUCCAUCUAACUCCACCUUCUUUAACUUCUUUGUGGGGUGCAACAAAGACGUACUGACCAACUUGACAGAGAAUGGUGCAAGUCAGAAUGCACGAUUCUCUUUUCCUGCCUUCCGCUUCACAGAGCAAAGGAACCAGUCUAUCUCCAGUUACUACUUACACUGCAUCACUCGACUGUGUGAGAUUAGUGCCUGCCAAGCCUUUAAGUCAUGUCCUACGGGCAGAAGGAGAAGAGAGGUAGACAUUGGCAACCAAAAUGGAAUUACGGAUUCUACCACUCUCGUCUCCCCGCUCAUCGUCACCAAACCUGGAUUUAAAAGUGACUCCCUGUUUGUGUCUCUCCCAGCUGGGACCAGCGCUAGGAGUGGUUCGGACCCCACCGUUGGGCUCGGAGUUGCAGUGGGCAUCCUGGCAUUCGUCUGUGUUGGCAUUCUCGUGGGAGCUGCUGUGUUCUCCAAGAAACACAUCAUCUCCUCCAAAAUGCUCUGCAGCUAA